AUGUUUCUCUCUGCAAUAACUCCCCAACACCCACUCUCCCCGCCAAACUCCUCCACCAACCAAACCCUUCCACGUGCCGUCCACCUCUCCGCCAACCCUUCCCCCAAACCACCUAGCGCUCUUCCCUCCCUCAAAUCCCUCAACUCCAACUCCCCCAACACCUCCACCUCCCUCCGCCACGUCUCCACCCACACCCUCCCCGGUGACAAUGAGUCCCAACAACCAGAACCAACGAUGGUCUCCUCCGCCUCCGCCGUAUUCGCCGCCAUCCGCAAAGCCUCCACAUCCCCCGUCGACUUCACUCAAAGAAUCGAGAAACACGAUCACCGCAACCACAAAUUAGUCAUGCCAAGUCCCGAUUUCCAACGCCUCUGCCUCGAACAAUUCGACCUCUUUCGCCGAAUCGUUGACCCCGACGCCAUUCUCUCGGUGUACGUCAGGCCAGCCGGUAGUUAUGUCAUGGACCGGCUCGAGUUACGUCGGGUGACGUCAUAUCCAGGAGUUAAAGCCGCUGACAUUGUGAUUUUAGUCGGAAAUUUCACUGUCCCCACCGGACUGCGUGCCGUGGAAGCCACACUUUCCAGUCAGCCAGUGGAAGUUGUGGGGGAGCAUAGAGCGAUGGUUUUUCCGAUGGUGAAGCAGCCGUUCGUGGUGGGGUUCUUUGUGGUGGAGCUCCCGGAGUUGGAGAAGGUGCUGCGUGGAAGUUCUGCUAGUGAAGGUGGGGACUUGGUUUGUUGCCCGACUCUGGAGGAGGCUUAUGCGUUGUCUUCUCCUUCUCCAGGAUGGGAUGUGAAAAAUUCGUGGGAAAUUCAGUCUCUUGAGAAUGAAGCGCUGAGGAAAAAUUACAUCUUUACUUCUAACCAGAGAUCGAAUGCGAUCAAUAUAUCUCGCACUUUAGCUAUGGCUUAUGUUAUGGAUCAGAAAGCAAUGUUACUGCAGCAAUCAUCUUGGCAAAAUAAUGUCAGAAUGGGUGCUCUUGUUGAGCAGAUUCGUGGUCCUCUUUCUAGCAUACGGACUUUAAGUAAAAUGCUAUCCACUCAUGUUAAAAGAAGUGAGAUUUCUCAUGACAUUGUUGAAGACAUAGUGGUGCAAGGUGAUUAUAUGAGGGACACCCUUCAAGAACUCCAAGACGCUGUUUACUUGACAAAGGCUAAUAUAGUGCGCUACAAUGAAGAAACUUUGGAAAAGAUGCAUAAAUCAACUUAUUCCCGUCUUGAGUCACUGAGAUCUCAAUUAUCAGAUGAUAUCUCCAGGGAUAGCUCCACCAAUAGGCUGGAAAAUUCUGGUGUACUACUAUCUCGAAGUACAACAGACAAGGAUUUAGAGAUGCCAAUGCCACCAUUGGCUCUUGCCCCUCUACGAGAACAUGGGAUCAGACCGUGCAAUGUUUCUGAUGUACUGACUGAUUUAGUUGAUGCUGUGAGACCUCUUGCUCAUAAGCAGCAACGCAUGGUGGAAUUAAGUGAACUUUCACAAUCUUUGGAAGCGGCUAUAGAAGAACCUUCUUUGCGCCAGGCUCUGAGCAAUUUGAUAGAGGGUGCAUUAUUACGUACCCAGGUUGGGGGUAAGGUUAAAAUUAUUUCUACUAGUGCACCAGCUGGUGGCGCAUUACUGGUAAUUGAUGAUGACGGACCAGAUAUGCACUAUAUGACACAGAUGCAUUCUCUCACAACAUUUGGAGCCGAACUCUUCGCAGAAAACAUGAUUGAAGACAACAUGACUUGGAACUUUGUUGCCGGGCUGACUGUAGCACGUGAAAUACUUGAGAGCUAUGGCUGUAUUGUCCGUGUCAUAUCACCUCGGUGCACUGAUGCUGCUCUGGGAGCAGGUGGAACGCGUAUAGAACUCUGGCUUCCUUCCUUUGCUGCAUUAUCUGAUGCAAACAGCCUUACACGAGAGGCAUAACAUGGAUGUGGGAUGCUAUGUUCUUGAUUUCCUCAGUGAACUCCUUUAUGGUAUUUCAAAAUGAAGAAUAGGCAUAUUUUGGAAGCCCCUGCUCCCAUCAACACACUCAUUAUCUCAACUUUGAGGGGAAGUUGUAUAGUUGUAUUCUAAUACAGUAUAUACCUGGAAGAAAGAAAAGAGGAAAAUGUAAAUAUUAAGCAUUGAGGCCUCCUUUGGAAGUCCCAUAGAGAAAUGAAAUAAACUUCAUCAAUUGUAUUGCAGAUGUUAUUUAAACAACAAAAACGCAGCAUUUCAACUA
This is a messenger RNA of Theobroma umbraticum, 2203 nucleotides long. It is a transcript of the gene CSK, whose product is annotated as chloroplast sensor kinase. The record is from RefSeq and is a predicted model, not a curated record. NCBI's taxonomy places the organism in Eukaryota, Viridiplantae, Streptophyta, Magnoliopsida, Malvales, Malvaceae.